This is a messenger RNA of Ascochyta rabiei, 366 nucleotides long. RefSeq lists its product as uncharacterized. Gene Ontology annotation, molecular function: DNA-binding transcription factor activity, RNA polymerase II-specific; zinc ion binding. NCBI's taxonomy places the organism in Eukaryota, Fungi, Ascomycota, Dothideomycetes, Pleosporales, Didymellaceae. The transcript has 2 exons. The record is from RefSeq and is a predicted model, not a curated record. Gene Ontology annotation, biological process: regulation of DNA-templated transcription. The coding region runs from base 1 to 366 and encodes 121 amino acids.
AUGUCUUCUCCAACUCUCGAUACCCUGCAUACUAACGUUGCGCGAUCUUCAAGAGCCUGUGACGCCUGCCGGCUCCGCAAGACGCGUUGUGGUGCGAGCGUGGCAACGGGCGCAUGCACGCGAUGUCGGCGUCUGAAGCUGCAGUGCACAUUCGAAAUUACCCCAGGGAGAAGAGGCCCCAAACGUAAACGUGGAUGUGACGAUGUUGAGCCAGACCCAGACACCUUACGGUACGAGGCUUUACCCCGGUCUCACUCAAGUCUUCGGUCUCUUCGAGACACCACGCCCACCGCAUUUCCUACAGAUGCCAUCUGCCCCCGAACCCUCUUUCGGAUAAUUUUGGAUGACUAUCUUACCUCGAUCUAA